Toxoplasma gondii ME49 is the source of this 1743-nucleotide messenger RNA. RefSeq lists its product as hypothetical. Bases 646 to 957 code for a protein of 103 amino acids. The record is from RefSeq and is a predicted model, not a curated record. NCBI's taxonomy places the organism in Eukaryota, Apicomplexa, Conoidasida, Eucoccidiorida, Sarcocystidae. The transcript has 2 exons.
CGGAUUCUGAUCCCCGAGAGUCGAGUAUUAUCCAUACAUACCAGGCGUAAAAAGCGUUCAUCCAGUUACUCAACAGGUGCCAGGCCAACAAGAAUCCGGUUAGUGCAGAAACUUUCGAGACGGUAACUGCGUUCGACACGACCGUGCGGAAACGCUGACAAUGCCUGGAGAGGCGAAAACACGAAGCGACUCGGAAAGCCGAAAAACUUGUGCAGUCCAAUUUUGCAAUGACCUGUCGCCCAGCUCACCGAGCUGCUCAUUGUCCGGCGAUUGUUGACCAAUUCUCGCGGCGUUCGAUGGUACUGCCCGUGCCUGCAUGCGCCUGCAAGUGCGAAGGAAAAGGGAAGAGUCCGCAACUUUCAGCGAGUGAUUUUGCUUCGUGUAUAGCUCCAGAACCAAUUCGGGCAGCGCUCUCGAAAACCUGCCUUCUCUUUGAGGUUCAGGAGGAUUCCCUCACAGUUGCAUACGAGGUCGUCCUGAGUUGUGGCUAGCCUUUCCGCGGAGCCCCCUCAGACAAUAGUGUGCUGCUAAGCCGCCAACAAGAGUGAGGCCCAAAACUUGCCGCGUACAAGACAUCCAAUUGCUAUCGAGACGGAGCAGCCUUGUUCCUCUGCACAAAGUGGAGACAAAACUUUGGAAAGGGACAUGAUCUUGACGGCAGGCGCUAAAGGGGCACCGAUACGGCUGCCACCCACAGCUGCCGAUUGUUGUGGUGCCCUCAGUUUCACUUUCAUAUGUUCUUUCGAAGUUGCUGUGGUCCACGAGAUCCGAACUGUAGUUGUUUCAGAGAUUAUGAGACAGACUCCGCGUGCUCGGCCUCUCUUUUCCCCGGACGUCUGCUGGAACCAACACUACGCCUGUGGAGCUCUUCCUGCAGAGCUCUUGACGCGAAAAGCACUCUCCAAGGAUCUCAAGAGACUAGCGUGCUUAAAAGCAGUACGGAAUGCAGAGGACUGAGGACGGAAAAUAAAUCAGUGCCACACUGCAGGAUGCUGCAGGUAGGGCAGAUCCGACAUUCUCCUAUCAAACGCCAUCUUCGGUAACUGUUCCCGAAAAAACGUGGUCCAAAGUUGUUAGCUUUCUUGGAAGGCCGGAUGUUAGUAAGGACACAGCGCCUGCCGACGGUCUGGCUGGCGUUCCAUCCACACACUUGCCGAAGCGCCGACGGACUGGGCAGCAGGCUGACACGAUGCCAGUGAAGUUUCUUUCAGAAGGCACACAUCCUGCAGCCAGCAGAGCAGCCCCCAUUCGCUCUUUUCGUCGAUACAUAGCAAAAGUGAAGGGGCGUUUCUUGAUCUCCGGUGGCUUGCGGAUCAAGUGUGAAAAUGAUGACAACGCACAAGCCAACGAGGCAGACGGGUGCGGAAGGCAUCUCUCCUUUGCCUCGGUAAUUAUUGCCUUCGGCGUCGUGUGAUCACUAUGAAUUACUGAGUGCCAAAUCAUCUUCGUGAGCUUCUAGUUGACUCUUCACUGCAGAGGUCAAAGGGCUCCGCUUUCUUUCGCUCAAUAGUGGUAUCCCAUCGUUUCAAUCCCGUUCCACCAAUGAAAGUUUACUUGAUGGGUUUCUCGUGAAGUACCAAACACUGUGUCCCAUUGCCGAAAUCGUUACAGGCUUGAGACUCUGUCACAAGAUGCGUGUGUCUCACAUUCAGAUGAACACAACUAUUUGGUCGAGAAUCCGCCGUGAUCUGGGAGGUUCUAACAGUUCACCAUCCCAUGGACUCCUUAACGUUCCUUGCCUCG